AUGGCUGAACCGACGCAGCUGGCUUACCGCACUUUGAAGGGCAUUGGUGUCCUGAACGCCGCCCCGACCUACGACGACCUCCCGGGCUUCCAGAAGCCCGAGGGCAACCUUCGCUGCUGCUGCUAUUCUCCUGACGGCAAGUACUUUGCCUGGGCGUCACCGGAACAGGUCUCCGUCAUCGACGCCGCGACCGGACAUGUCGCUACCACGCUGCCCGCAGAGAACGUCUUCGAGCUCGGCUUUUCGCCCUUGGGCACUUACAUCAUCACCUGGCAGCGUCCUUCGAAGGACGAGAAUGGAGAUGCUGUCAAGAACUUGAAGGUCUGGAGGACUAUCGACGACGGCGCCGGAGCUGAGGGACAGAGGAGUGUUGUCGGCCAGUUUGUGCAGAAGAACCAGACUGGCUGGAAUCUGCAAUACACGAGCGACGAGCGCUUCUGUGCCCGCUGCGUCACGAACGAGGUUCAGUUCUAUCAGAGCGGCGACCUGAGCACUGUCUGGAACAAGCUUAGGGUUGAGGGCGUCACCGACUUCGCUGUCUCGCCGGGCAAGAACCAUUCGGUUGCUGUUUUUACCCCCGAGCGCAAGGGUCAACCCGCCAGCGUCAAGGUUUUCCUUGUGCCGCAGUUCCAGUCGCCCGUUUCGCAAAAGACUUUCUUCAAGGGCGACAAGGUGCAGAUGAAGUGGAACAACCUUGGCACCAGUGUCAUUGUGCUUGCUCAGACCGACGUUGAUAAGACCAACAAGAGCUACUAUGGAGAGACGAACAUGUACAUUCUCAGCGCUAACGGUGGAUUUGAUGCGCGCAUCACGCUUGACAAGGAGGGUCCUAUCCAUGACGUAACCUGGUCGCCCAACUCGAAGGAGUUCGGCGUCGUCUACGGAUACAUGCCGGCCAAGACCACCAUCUUCAACCAGCGUGCAGUUGCCACGCACAACUUCCCUCUUGGUCCGCGUAACACCAUCCUCUUCUCGCCUCAUGGCCGCUUCGUUCUUGUCGCCGGCUUUGGAAACUUGGCUGGUCAGAUGGACAUCUAUGAUCUGGAGAAGGAUUACGCCAAGGUCUGCACCAUUGAAGCAUCCAACUCUUCGAUUUGCGAGUGGAGCCCGGAUGGAAAGCACAUCUUGACGGCUACCACCAGCCCGCGCCUUCGCGUGGACAACGGCAUCAAGAUCUACCACGUUACCGGUGGCCUCCAGUACUUCACCGAGUUCAGCGAGCUGUACCACGUUACCUGGCGUCCUCAGUCAAUUGCUCAGCACCCGUUGGAUAACCCGCUUGGUUCGAUUCCGACCCCUCACGAAUCUGCUGCCAAGUUCCUGGCUACUGUGAAGGCUCCUACCAAGCCUGCCGGUGCGUACAGGCCCCCAGGUGCUCGUGGCACCAGCACGCCUCUUCAUUUCAAGCGCGAGGAUGAAGGUGGUGCUGCGUACAUCAACACAGGUAUCUCUUCUACCAGUGGCAACAUGAACGGACCCGGUUUUGGCCGUAACCGCCGUGUUGUUCCUGGUGCAGAGGAGCAUGUCCCGGCAGGCGCCGCUCCUGGUGGAGGUGUCAGCCUCAUGGGUACUGGCGAAGGUGCCGACGAGGGACUGUCCAAGGCUGCUUUGAAGAACAAGAAGAAGCGUGAGGCCAAGAAGGCGAAGGAGGCUGCUGAGAAGGCAGCUGGUCUCAAUGCUGGACAGCAGCAAGCCAACGGAACCGGCCCUGACCGCAAGGCCCGCAGCCACUCGCGCAACCGCUCUCGCAACUCGCAAGAUGGCCGCGCUCCUUCCCAGAACCGUCGCGGCAACAACCAGCAGAACCGCAAUGGCCAGGGCCCCGGCCAGAAUGGUCAGCGCAACGCCGCUCCGAUCCAGACUCAGCAGCCCGCGCAGCAAGCUGCUGCCGCCGCUCCGGAGGUCACGGUCACUUCGCCCGUCGGUACCUCGCCUCAGGACAAGAAGAUCCGGUCGCUGAUGAAGAAGCUCCGCGCCAUCGACGACCUGAAGAUGCGCCAGGCGAACGGCGAGAAGCUCGAGGAUACGCAGGUUAAGAAGAUCAACACCGAAGACUCGAUCAAGAAGGAGCUGGAUGGGCUCGGUUUCCACGGUUGA
Molecule: messenger RNA, 2097 nt
Organism: Lasiodiplodia theobromae
Lineage: Eukaryota; Fungi; Ascomycota; Dothideomycetes; Botryosphaeriales; Botryosphaeriaceae
Product: Eukaryotic translation initiation factor subunit Eif2a
Exons: 6
Coding region: 1-2097 (698 amino acids)
Biological process (GO): translational initiation
Cellular component (GO): cytosolic small ribosomal subunit
Molecular function (GO): protein binding; tRNA binding; ribosome binding
Source: RefSeq, a predicted model, not a curated record